Messenger RNA from Athalia rosae (coleseed sawfly), 789 nucleotides. It is a transcript of the gene RpL17, whose product is annotated as 60S ribosomal protein L17. Gene Ontology annotation, biological process: cytoplasmic translation. The coding region runs from base 151 to 708 and encodes 185 amino acids. The record is from RefSeq and is a predicted model, not a curated record. NCBI's taxonomy places the organism in Eukaryota, Metazoa, Arthropoda, Insecta, Hymenoptera, Athaliidae. The transcript has 5 exons. Gene Ontology annotation, molecular function: structural constituent of ribosome. Gene Ontology annotation, cellular component: ribosome; cytosolic large ribosomal subunit.
UCCGAGAAGAGGUACGGAAUAAGAAAAAUUAUUUUGCAAAUCUGGAUGCAUCUGAGAAACAAUCAUACCGAUUUAAUCUAUAUUUGAAGGAUAAUACGCGGAAAACUAUAGCGCGUAUUCCUAGUGAAACAGUUUCGUACUUUGAGCAAAAUGGGACGGUAUUCUCGCGAGCCUGAUAAUGCGACCAAGUCGUGCAAAGCACGGGGAUCAAACCUACGAGUGCAUUUUAAGAACACUCAUGAAACCGCUCGUGCUAUCAAAGGUAUGGCACUCCGUCGUGCCCAGAGGUAUUUGAAGAGUGUCAUUGAACACAAGGAGUGCGUACCAUUCCGCAGAUUCAACGGCGGUGUUGGCCGGUGUGCACAGGCCAAGCAGUUUGGUACUACCCAAGGUCGUUGGCCAAAGAAGUCCGCUGAAUUCUUAUUGCAACUUCUUAAGAACGCCGAAAGCAACGCCGACUACAAAGGUGUAGACGUAGACCGUCUAGUAGUUGAUCACAUUCAAGUGAACCGUGCCCCGUGCCUGCGUAGGAGAACUUACAGAGCACACGGUCGCAUCAAUCCAUACAUGAGCUCUCCUUGUCACAUCGAGGUGGUGCUAACGGAGAAAGAAGAUGUGGUUGCAAAAGCAGCGGAAGAAGAACCCUCCAAGAAAAAAUUAAGCAAGAAGAAGCUCGCAAGACAAAAAGAGAAGAUGAUGAGAGAAUAAGUAAAGUAGGAUUACUGACAAUACAAGACGAGAUCAAAUGUACAUUGCCUUUGGCAGUAUAAAACCUUACUUUGCUCUCAA